Molecule: messenger RNA, 2263 nt
Organism: Melanotaenia boesemani (Boeseman's rainbowfish)
Lineage: Eukaryota; Metazoa; Chordata; Actinopteri; Atheriniformes; Melanotaeniidae
Gene: rgs1
Product: regulator of G protein signaling 1
Exons: 4
Coding region: 1216-1881 (221 amino acids)
Source: RefSeq, a predicted model, not a curated record
GAGUGGAAAAUUUAGACCUAACAGUGAAGAGUCAGUUAAUAGUGUAGUAAAAAUGAGAACUCAAAGACACUCUAAUAUUAUUAUAAACACAACUUUACAGAGGUCCCGAUCCAGGCCUCACUUUUUUCAUCUUGAUUCCAAACAGCCACAUUUUCUAGUAAUCUUUAAAAAUGAUCUUGAUCAAUAGUUUUCUGGGCUUCUGAAGGUCUUGUUCUUUGGACUUCUGCUGCUUUUGUUUCACCCAUUUUCAGUCUAUUGAUGGUACCUGACCAUUUUCACAGAAUGAGCAAAAGAAAGACGCCAAACUGAAAGGAUGAAUCAGUGUUAUGUUGAGACACUUGAAAGACAACCUGGUGAAUAAUCUAUAUCUAUAUCUAUAUAUAUAUAUAUAUAUAUACAUAUCUACAGCAGAGGAACAGGAUCAGAAAGAGAUUGCUUAAGAAAUAAGAAUACAUAUUAAAAAACCGGAGAGAUGCAUCUAGACCAUAGCUUCUCCUAGGUCCCAUGAGGAACGCUGUCUUGCAGGUUUUCAUGGCAUCCUACUCCAACACACCUGAACUUAAAUGGAUCCAUCAGCCUAUGAAAUUCUGCAGGAUGACUCAUUAGUUUAAGUCAGGUUUGAGCAGGUAUUCCAUGAAAACACGCAGGACUGGGGACUUCGUUGGACCAAACUAAAUAGCCCAGAUCCAGUCCCUCAUUUAAGUUUGCACGUUUCAAUAAAUGUCUUCACCUACUCGUUUUUAUUCCUGGCAAGGUGUAAAAUAAUGAAGGGAGGGUAAAGACUGUCGCACAGUGCUGUCAUAAAGCUUGGAGGUGUUGCAGGUGGCAUAUUAAUAAAUCACUGCUUAUUCAGUCUUUUUGUGACUCCCAACAUGCAAAUAGCAGGAUGACAAGCCUUUUCCUUAAUAGACUAUUUGUUUACUACCAUUUGCUUAUGGUUAGAACAUUUUCCCAGAGCUUCCUGAUUGCUGGUCAUUGCUGUAAUAAAAUUUUUUCACACAUAUUGCCACCCCCCAACCACAGUAGGGCAUCAUUUCUAAACGCACUCAACAAAAAAGCCAAAAACCUUGAUUUUGGUUUCUUUCAUUCAGCGGUGAAGAAAUUAAGUGUUUGAUCAUUUUAAAUUCUUCAUGUUGGAAUCAGGUUCAUUAAAUGGGCUAUAAACACAUUGACGAUGACCACCGCUGUGGCCAGCAGAUGAGGUCAGCUUAAAUCAUGGCCGAGCUCUCCUUUCUUCGUGGUGCCACAGACGUGGUAGGAUGCCCCGGCUCUUCCAACAACAACACUUUGCAUAAAGCAUUUCCAUAUAUUCCAUUCAUGGUGGGUGGGGGUCAUUUAGAUUUGUUGAGUCGCUUGACUCGCUCAUCCCCAAACAAUCACAACCCCAUCUUGAGCCCGACAGGAGCCCUAUCUCUUGUCUCCCACUGUAGAAGACGAGGAAAUGGCGAUAAAGGUAGCUUGUGUUGCUUUCCCAAAGAUCCACUGGAUGAUGUUGAGACUUGGAGCGAAUCUGUGGAUAAAGUCCUCGGCUGUAAAGCUGGGCAGAUAGCUUUCCAAGAGUUCCUGAAGUCGCAGUACAGCGAGGAGAACAUAUUGUUUUGGCUCGCCUGUGAGGAGUACAAAAAAGUCAAAACAGUCCCGGAGAUGAUCUCCUCCGCCAACAGGAUCUACUCUGAGUUUGUCCAAACAGAAGCACCCAGACAGAUCAACAUAGAUUGCAGCACCAGAGAAAACAUAACAAAGAACAUCUCCCAGCCAACCAUGACUUCCUUUGAUACGGCUCAGAAGCUGAUCUACAGCCUGAUGGCCAGGGAUUGCUACCCACGCUUCCUAAAAUCUGACAUCUAUCAGGGACUCCUGAGGAAAAGCGACUCAAGGUGACUGUAUUAAACCUGACAGCCUCUCAGAUGGCGGCUCAUCGGAUCCUCUGCUCAGCUCUGGUCUUCUGUAGUACUCUUUUAUUUUAAGCAUGGAUAACAGGUUUAAGCCAUUCAGUCUAGAGCUUAACCAUCACAGAUGUAGUUUUUCUUUAACCUGUGUGAACCAGUUAUGACUCAAAGAAACUUAAUAGUUUAAUUAUGUUAAGACAAACUUAAUCCUGAUUGUGAGCAUAGUUCUUCCAUAGUACCUGCUAUUUAAUGUCUUAUGAGGCUAAAAACUUAUUUAUUAAGUAUUAUCAACACUUUAAUUAUGCAAAUUUAACUGCUUCUAUGUUAAAAUGUAAUUUUCUUAUGCAAAUAAAUAGCUAUUUCUCUCUGCUUUU